AUGUGCGAGUUGCAAGAAGUAUUGCAACAAAUGGGAUUGAUAAGCCGUAAAGAAUAUAGCACCUACUUGAGUUCGGAAAAGGUGCCUUUGACCUUGGCAGGUAAGGUCGCCAUUGUGACAGGUGGAUCACGAGGUAUCGGUGCUGCGGUGGCUAUUGAGCUUGCCAAGCGCGGUACAAACGUUGCCAUUACUUUUGUAUCCCCGAGCAGCGAGCGCCGCGCGGAGGAAGUGAUCUCUAAGAUAAGCGGUUUCAGAAACGGCUCCCGCGCUAUUAAGAUCCAUGCCGAUAUGCACGACCUUGCAGCUCCGCAGAAGAUAAUCGCUGAGACGAUCGCUGCCUUUGGUGAUGCAAUAGACAUCUUAGUCAAUAACGCCGGCUCCGCACAGGUUGCACCGCUUGGGGAGAUCACUCCAGACGAUGUCGCGGAUCUCGUCAACGUCAACAUUCGCAGCGUUGUCUUUACCACACAAGCUGCUUUGCCACAUCUGCGCAGCCCUGGGCGUAUCCUCAACCUUGGCUGUACACUGAGCCGUGUCGCGCAACCGGCUGGUAGCGUGUAUACCGCAACGAAGGCCGCCGUUGAGGCAAUGGCCCGCUGCUGGGCCGCCGAGCUAGGUCCCGCUGGUCACACUGUCAACAGUGUUGCGCCAGGUCUCACCGGCACAGACAUGAAUGCGCACGGCACCGCACUGCCGGAGCAAACUGUCGGGGUUUUGAAGGCGAUGACGCCCAUGGGGCACAGGCUCGGCACGCCUGAGGAUAUUGCACUUGUGGUGGCAAUGCUCACAGAGCCAGCGAGCCAGUGGAUAACCGGACAGACCAUCCAGGCUUGUGGAGGAAAUUAUAUGUCUUAG
This is a messenger RNA of Aspergillus neoniger CBS 115656, 855 nucleotides long. RefSeq names its product SDR family NAD(P)-dependent oxidoreductase. The record is from RefSeq and is a predicted model, not a curated record. Bases 1 to 855 code for a protein of 284 amino acids. The transcript has 3 exons. Lineage: Eukaryota; Fungi; Ascomycota; Eurotiomycetes; Eurotiales; Aspergillaceae.